GUAACAAUGAAUUUUAAAAGCCAAUAUUUAAAUACCUUGAUUGUCAAUUGAAUAAACUCUGCUUUUUGUACUUGAUUCCCUUUCAAACUUGCUCUGUCGCUUACUCCACCAACUUUUUUCUUAUACCAACCUAAGCGCGGCUAAAAAAAUCCGUAAACAGCGUCAUAAUUACAUUCACACAUAUAGCUUGUCAAACACACUGCAAAACGGAUACAUACACGAAUGGUAAAGGGCAGUAAACCACCAAGAGGCGGCACCGGCACCCUGCCAAACCGCGAGCUAUUUGAGCGAAUGAAUUUUCUAUACCAGUCAUCACAAUUCUUUGCUUCAUUGUCGGGCAAUGUCUGUACCAGCAGUAGCCAAAGAAGCAGGGCCUCGGACAAAGCCUCUGAAAACGAGCCAACCAACAAUAACACGGACGAAACCCUCAACACGCAGAAAUCUCAGACGGUUGGAUUAGAGAAGCCCAUAUGUACAAUUGCGAUGGCCAAUUCGCAAGAGUGCAAAAAUAGUAGUAAAACAGAUAUUCUGAUGCAACAGCCCUUGCUGCCGCUCGCGCGCUUUUACUCAAAGGAAAUGAAAAUGGUCGCACGCAAGAGCGUCCUGCGAAUGAGUCCCCAUUUGCGACGUGAUAUGUGCAAGGUGUGCUCGACGCCGCUGCUCCCAGGCGUAUCGUGCAAGAAGCGUGUCAAGGGCAAGGGCAACGGGAGGCGACUCAUUACAACGUGCAACUACUGCGGCACGCAGACGCGAAUAAUGACCAACAGUGGACCUGAUAGCCAGCACGUACUGUUUGUUGACCGGCCUGAACACACGACCAUUCAUUGAAAUGUACGAGACCAGUGUGGUGCUUAGGGUCAGACAUUCAAUUUUUGAUAAAUAAAAAGAAAAAGGAUAAAUGGUAAACAGACGCAUCCCUAAUCUCCACCUUGUUCCUGUUUAAUGUCGGUAAAGUACACACUGUUUUUUCUUUCUGAUUUUCCAGCCAUAUGCAAAGCAAAUCUAUCCAAAUCUUCAAUGUUUUGGAGGUAUGCAUGCACAUGUCAACAAAGGUUUAUCUAAAAGUUUGAGCUCCAUAUGUAAUGG
Molecule: messenger RNA, 1086 nt
Organism: Kickxella alabastrina
Lineage: Eukaryota; Fungi; Kickxellomycota; Kickxellomycetes; Kickxellales; Kickxellaceae
Product: RNAse P Rpr2/Rpp21/SNM1 subunit domain-containing protein
Exons: 1
Coding region: 223-828 (201 amino acids)
Biological process (GO): tRNA processing
Cellular component (GO): nucleolar ribonuclease P complex
Source: RefSeq, a predicted model, not a curated record